GGGGACGGACCUCCGUCAUAUCACAUGGUCGCCCAUUUCUUGCGAGCACUUUGGUCAGUUGGUCUUCUCUCUCGGAUCGCGGUUGGGGGGUUGCGGAAUGGGAGCAAAGGCGGAGGAGUGUGAGGUGCCGCCGCUGGCUGCGAACGCGGAGGAGGCAGCUUCCACCAAUCAGUGCACCCUCAUCUUCAAAGGCUGCUGUAAAGAUAAACCACAAGCUGAGGAUCUCAUGUGUCGUUGUAUAUGAUCUGAUAUUAGCCCCAUUCCAACAGCAUGGAAAAAGUCUACGCCAUCAGCAGUCCUAGUAAGAAAAGAAAAUCACAGUAUGAGCUGAGUGAUCCAAAGUUGCUACCACUUAAAUGCAAGUUUCGCAAACGGUUAUAUUGCCAGGAUGAUGAGUCUGCAACCACAGAAAGUUUAGGAUAUGAUGGUAUUUUCAUGAACAAGACCUCUGGGACGGACAUGGUCAGCAUACCUGAAGAAUUGGACUCUUGUGAGAACACUAUAAGCCUGUUUUGUGGAUGCAUUGAAGUUGACUCAAAAAAUGGAAUUCAGGAACAAUCUUUGAGAAAAAUGUUUGAGAUCCGGACAUCUGCAUCCAGUAGCUCGAGCAACAAUUUUUCAUCAGAGGCUUUUAGUUCUUCCCAUAGCAGCGGCACGAGAGACACUGACAGCUGGGCUAUGGACGAUAUAGAGCGUCAUCAUCCAUAUGUGAUGCUGAAACCGCAUAAUGACGACCUUGAAAGGAUAUUCAACGUGCUUGAACAGUAUGAUGACCUAAUGGAGGACGAACUAAUGGCUGGCGAUGUUUUUGGUUCUGCUGCUCAGGUCAUGGAUGAAAAGCUUUACUCGAAUAGCGUUGACGAUUUUCAGAUUUUGCCAACAGGUCAGACUGGCUAUCACGGUGAGAAGAAGCUAACCAUCGAUCAAGAAUUUGAGCAGUAUUUUGCGAACCUCAUGCUGUAGGAUCGAGUGGAUAAUUUUGUGACAGAAAUGGCGUUGCGACAUCCAAACAUGGUUUGCUUGCUGAGCAAAGUGGCGAACCUUGGCUACCAUUGGAGCUAUCGUUCUAUGGUGCUGUUUGGUAACAUAAAUGGUAAUGAUAAUAAUUCACACCUGAGUACCAACGACCCGAGUACCAACGGUAACAAGUUUAAAUAGGUCGAUAUUAGUUCUUAGUGUGGUAUCUGAUUACGAUUGGAUUUAAACAAACAUAAUUUAAUGUUUAUCGGUUACUUAUUACAUUACAAAUAUGUGAACCAAACGGCACAUAUUUGUACACCGAGUCCUAUCACUUAAUGUAUAUACGUGUGAAAUGUGUAUCUUUUCCAGCUUGUCCAUCAAAUGUUGGCAUCAUGAUGUAUGUUAACGUGUGCAGAUAAGAACAUGUCUAUGCAAUAUAGUAAUAGUGCAUUCCUUCUA
This is a messenger RNA of Zea mays, 1419 nucleotides long. RefSeq lists its product as uncharacterized. NCBI's taxonomy places the organism in Eukaryota, Viridiplantae, Streptophyta, Magnoliopsida, Poales, Poaceae. Gene Ontology annotation, cellular component: cytoplasm; nuclear speck. The record is from RefSeq and is a predicted model, not a curated record. Gene Ontology annotation, molecular function: nuclear import signal receptor activity. The transcript is spliced from 4 exons. The coding region runs from base 271 to 963 and encodes 230 amino acids. Gene Ontology annotation, biological process: maintenance of protein location in nucleus; response to red or far red light.